UGCCUUUCCACGGCAGCUCCUCAGGCUCGGCCCUCAGCUUGAGUUGGACCUUUAUUGCUCCGCGGGGCCGUUCGCCGCUGAGUGCAAACAGCGGAGCGAGGAGGAGAGCAGUUGCUGGCAUGGGCUCUGUAGACCCCGCCCUGGUGGAGCCAUGAUGGAGCUUGGCGGCGAUGAGAGAAGAGUAGACAGUAGGACUAUCUACGUUGGUCAUCGGUCAUCUUCCCCCGGUGAGGCGAUCAUCCCACUCAAGUUCUGCGAUAACAGGAUAGUGUCUUCCAAGUAUACGGUUUGGAACUUUCUACCAAAGAACCUGUUUGAGCAGUUUAGAAGAAUUGCCAAUUUCUACUUCCUCAUCAUUUUCCUGGUGCAGGUGAUAGUGGACACCCCCACCAGCCCAGUCACCAGUGGCCUACCCCUAUUUUUUGUGAUCACAGUAACCGCUAUCAAGCAGGGCUAUGAAGACUGGCUGCGGCACAAAGCGGACAAUGAGGUGAACAAGUACCCAGUGACAGUGCUGGAGCAAGGCGAGAGGACACGGAAGGAUAGUGAGAAGAUCAAGGUUGGAGAUGUUGUGGAGGUGGAGGAAGAUGAGACCUUUCCCUGUGAUUUAAUACUGCUGCAGUCCAGCCGUGAUGACGACACGUGUUACGUAACCACAGCAAGUCUGGAUGGGGAGUCCAACCACAAAACACAUUACACAGUGUCAGACACAGAGAAGGAUCUGGAAACUCUCAACGCCACCAUCGAGUGUGAACAGCCACAGCCUGACCUUUACAAGUUUGUUGGCCGAAUGCACAUCUACAAAAACAACCAGGAGCCGGUCGUGAGGUCUUUGGGCCCAGAAAACCUGCUGCUGAAAGGGGCGACUUUAAAGAACACUCAGAGAAUUUAUGGUGUUGCCCUUUACACUGGCAUGGAGACAAAGAUGGCUCUCAACUACCAGGGAAAGUCUCAGAAACGCUCUGCUGUGGAAAAGUCAAUCAAUGCCUUCCUACUGGUUUACCUUUGCAUAUUAGUGAGCAAGGCCCUAGUGUGCACCACACUUAAGUAUGUGUGGCAGAGCAAGCCAGGACAGGAUGAGCCUUGGUACAACGAGAAAACCCAGAGAGAGAAGGAAACCAAUCUGUACCUAAAGAUGUUCACCGACUUCUUGUCCUUCAUGGUGCUCUUCAACUUCAUCAUUCCCGUAUCCAUGUAUGUGACGGUUGAGAUGCAAAAGUUUUUGGGAUCCUUUUUCAUCACAUGGGACAAAGACUUCUUCGAUCCGGAAAUCAAGGAGGGAGCACUGGUCAACACUUCUGACCUCAAUGAGGAGCUGGGACAGGUGGAGUACGUCUUUACAGACAAGACGGGCACCCUCACUCAGAACAACAUGGAGUUCAUCGAGUGCUGCAUCGAUGGCUUCCAGUACAAGUACCGGGACGCCAGCUCAGAGUUGGACGGGUUCUGUGUCACAGAUGGACCUGUGAACAAAGUGCAGGAGAAAGCUGGCAGGGCGAAGGAGGAGCUGUUUCUGCGGGCCCUGUGUCUGUGCCACACAGUCCAGGUGAAGGAGCCCACAGAGCAGGGCGGAGGCCCAGCGGACGGACUGAUGGAUCAGGUGGACGCCGGGGUGCCCCAUCCACCGCAGGAGCAGAGAGGCUUCAUUGCCUCCUCACCUGAUGAGGUUGCGCUAGUCAAGGGUGCCAUGAGGUAUGGCUUCACAUUUCUGGGACUGGAAAGUAGAAACAUGAAAAUUCUCAACAGGAAUAACGAUGUUGAAAUGUAUGAACUGCUUCACGUGUUGAACUUUGACCCGGUGAGAAGGCGAAUGAGUGUAAUAGUCAGAUCCAAAUCAGGUGAUACAUUGCUCUUCUGCAAGGGAGCCGACUCCUCCAUCUUUCCUCGCGUCCGACGGGAGGAGGUCGAAAGGAUACGCAUGCAUGUGGAGCGCAACGCCACAGAGGGCUACCGGACACUGUGCGUGGCCUACAAACAUCUCAGUGCAGAGGAGUACGCCCAGGCAGAUGCAGGACUGAGGGAAGCCAGACUGGCUCUGCAGGAAAGAGAGGAGAAGCUCAUGGCUGUUUACAACCAAGUGGAGACUGGCAUGAGUCUAAUAGGAGCCACUGCUGUAGAAGAUCGGCUUCAAGAGGAGGCUGCAGAGACCAUGGAGGCUCUGCAGGGUGCAGGCAUUAAGGUCUGGGUCCUAACGGGGGACAAGAUGGAGACGGCAAAGUCCACGUGCUAUGCUUGUCGAUUGUUCCAGAGAAAUACGGAGCUGUUAGAGCUUACUGUGCGUACUCUGGAGGAUGGAGUGAGGAAGCGGGAGGAACGACUUCAUGAGCUCUUGCUCGAAUACUACAAGAAAGCUGUGCAGGAUGCACCACCGUUGAAGGCAGGCGUCACCAGGACCUGGUCUUCAGCAAACCAGGACUACGGUUUUAUCAUAGACGGAGCCACUCUAUCGAUGGUGCUCAACUCCUCCUCGGAAUCCAACUCGAAUCGCUACAAGAGCCUGUUCCUGCAGAUCUGUCAAAACUGCACGUCCGUGCUCUGCUGCCGCAUGGCCCCUCUGCAGAAGGCCCAGAUUGUUAAGAUGGUGAAGAACUCUAAAGGCAGCCCCAUCACUCUUUCCAUUGGAGAUGGGGCCAAUGACGUCAGCAUGAUUUUGGAAGCCCAUGUUGGCAUUGGUAUCAAGGGGAAAGAGGGUCGUCAGGCAGUGAGGAACAGUGACUACGCCAUUCCCAAACUCAAGCACCUCAAGAAACUUUUAUUGGCUCAUGGGCAUCUCUACUAUGUACGCAUUGCACACCUGGUGCAAUAUUUCUUUUACAAGAAUCUUUGCUUCAUCUUACCUCAGUUUUUGUACCAGUUCUUCUGCGGCUAUUCCCAGCAACCCCUGUAUGACGCGGCCUAUCUGACGAUGUACAACAUCUGCUUCACCUCUAUGCCCAUCCUGGCUUACAGUCUCCUGGAGCAGCACAUCUGCAUUGAGGUUCUGCUGGACAAUGCUGCCCUCUACAGAGAGAUAGCUAAGAACGGCAUGCUGCGGUGGAGACCGUUCCUCUACUGGACUUUACUGGGAGUGUUCCACGGCUUGCUCUUCUUCUUUGGUGUUCGGUAUUUGUUCAGUAACCCAGCACUGCAGGAUAAUGGCCAGGUUUUUGGCAACUGGUCCUAUGGAACAAUUGUCUUCACCGUCCUCGUCUUCACAGUCACCCUGAAGCUCGCGUUGGACACCCGGCACUGGACAUGGAUCAACCACUUUGUAAUCUGGGGCUCCCUGCUUUUCUACGUCUUUUUCAGCUUUUUCUGGGGAGGAAUAAUAUGGCCCUUCCUCAAGCAGCAGCGUUUGUACUUUGUGUUCGCCAACAUGCUGAGCUCCGUGUCGGCCUGGCUGGUCAUCAUCUUGCUCAUCCUGCUCAGCCUCCUGCCAGAGAUCCUGCUUGUGGUAUUCCGCAAGCCACGCGGGCCCAACUCUCGACAGAAGAAGCCGGUUCAUUCGAACGUGGGGGGCCACCAGUCUCCCCCGUCCUCAGCGCGGCCCCUGCUCGUGAGAACCUUUUCAGAUGAGUCCAAUACUGUCAUUUAAACCAGCAUUCAAGGGACGUUCUCCUACAAACAUCCAGACCGCAGCUGUCACACCACUCUCCUAUAAGCACCUGAAGGAGGGCCAGUGAAGGGCAGCAAGGGCCGUGCCCCGUCCCCUGCAGGUCCGCUGUCAUGUCCGGUCUUAAAUGAUGAUGAUGAAGAAGAAGAAAAGGAGGAUAAAUUAACUGGGGGAAAGGAUGCGAGGGGUUUAGCAGUCUUUUGACCUGCGUCUCUCUGUCUCUCUCUGCCCAAAGCCAACAGCGUGUAACCCUCCAACGCAUGCCUGCAGAGCAGCGCCCUGCAUUAUUCAAAAGGAGUAUCUGCUUACAUGACAAGCAUGAGUUUGGUUUUUCUUUUCUUUCUUUUUUUAUAUAUAUAUACUAGCAUACAAACGAAUGCAAACAUGGCUGCCUUGUCAGUAGCUCUAUUCUACUGCUGUGUUGUAACAAGCAGUUGGAAUAAUGUCCACUUUGAGAAUGGUUCCCCCGCAUGAAAGGAGGCCCAAAGCAAUGCUUCACUCCACUAAAGUUCUGCAAAGUUUCUUUUUUUUAAAAUAUAUAUAUAUCUCAUUCUCUCCAGUGGUUCCACUUGAAAUGGUUGUUUUACUUUAUGCCUAUUGUGCUUUUCAACAGUUGUUCUUUAAAUGGUUAUAUAUUUCAGUACUUGCACUCAUGUACGGGUCUAAAUUCUUUAUGGGAAAAAAGCUAUUGAAGGUGAUUUCAGACUGUUUAUAGAGGAUUAUUUGUUUCCGAUGAUAAAUCUGCGUUCCCCUUUGAACGCAGAGCUAUUAGAGGAGCUUACAGAGGCCAUGUUCACCACUCGAUCCAAAGUUUUGUGUGAGUGUGCUGAUGCGCACGAUUGAGAGAUAGAUUAGAGAUGACAAGCAAUAAGACAUUGCUCAGCGCGAGACCUAAAUCGCCCAACCUCAGAGAUAAUUUAAAAGUUAAUUUAAGAUGAGUAUUAAUAUAUGUGCUGUACUGUGUUUAUUUAGCUUAGAUAUGUAUAAGAGCAUCUGCUCAAAGCCAAAAAGAUGAGCGUAAUGCGAUCAGAUUCUUUUCACACUAGUGUGACCUAAAAGUGAGGUAUGUGUGAGAGCGAGAACAGCUAGAAACGCCCAUGUGUCAAGAAAAAACGAAUAAACAGAUCACUUGAACCUAAAAGUCCCGAACCAAAAGUGCUUAGAUGGUUACUGAGUCACACAAACUCACACACACAUCGCACACAACACGUACACACUAACGCGUACCUGCACUAAAGCCUGAAUGAGGUAUAUAUGUUCAUUAUCUAGUUUGACACCAUUUAUCUCAGGCUGGAGUGUAAUGACCCCCCCUCAGUCCUGCAGAGUCUACAUCGUUAACACCACUCCGGUCUCCCGUCUCCUUGUGGUCGCGUUUUGUGACCAACGGGACGACAGGUGAACCCUUUUGUUCCUUCCUUUAUCUUCUUGUGUGCUUCAUACAUUCCAUUUAAACACGCCAUGAUUUCCAACACUUUUAAAUACUGUUUUCUGAUUAUUCGCUUUUUGUUAAUUCCACAAACCUGUACUGUGUAUUUGACAUAUUUAUUGUGUACUUUUACUCACAAAUGUUCUACUUUUAUUACAGCUUUUUUUUUGUAUAGUGAAGCUCGGUCAGCUUUGUGCUAGUUGACUCGGCGUGUUACUCCAGCCCCCUUUUGUCAUACAUGCACCCCCCCCCCCCCCCUCCACGCCCCCCCCCCCCCACCACCGCACACUUCCCAGUGUCCCACCAAUGAACCAGUGCCCGUCCUUUUACCAGAUAUUCGCAACUCUUGGUUUAAACCUACGAGCCUGACAUCUGCUGGCUGUCAUGGCGCCGGUUGCAAGUUCAUCUUAAUUUGUUCUUUUAUGGAACGAUUGAGGAGCUUUUAGGCGUCGUUUUGUUUUCUGGUUUUUUAUGUAAGGGGGACAUGAAAAAGGCUGCUCCUUACUCCAGGCUUUGCUUUAUCGGACGUAAGAGGAGAGAACACACGGGGGCUGUCUGCUUUGUUACACAUUAUUACAACCUUAUGAAACCUUUAAGUGACAUCAGAGAUGCUAUUUUCAGAGCUUAGAAAUAUCUUGUAAUCUAAUGUAUUGCCUGUCUAAAUGAAAAGUAUAAAAAGAACGGAUUGUAUUUUUAAUGCAACCUUUUUCCAGCCACUUUUGUAAUAAAACGUCCCUAAAAAUGAAAAAUACAAAGAAGCACGAGAGGCUCUGUGGUUGUGGACACCUUCAGGCACCUGGGACGCCUCGACCCUCCAGACCUCCACGCUGAAUGUACCUCUUUGAAACCCGGAUUUUGUUCAAAAACCCUGAAGUUUGUCUGAAAUAAAGCAGAAUGUUUUGAAGUUAAA
Messenger RNA from Pungitius pungitius (ninespine stickleback), 5928 nucleotides. RefSeq names its product ATPase phospholipid transporting 11C (gene atp11c). Gene Ontology annotation, biological process: phospholipid translocation. Lineage: Eukaryota; Metazoa; Chordata; Actinopteri; Perciformes; Gasterosteidae. The coding region runs from base 152 to 3574 and encodes 1140 amino acids. Gene Ontology annotation, molecular function: ATP hydrolysis activity; ATPase-coupled intramembrane lipid carrier activity; ATP binding. The transcript has 31 exons. The record is from RefSeq and is a predicted model, not a curated record. Gene Ontology annotation, cellular component: recycling endosome; plasma membrane; endoplasmic reticulum.